GCAACCGUUAUCAUGUCUGCCGGUCUUUACGCGCUUCCGUACAAUGGUACGGAGGGGAGUGCCGAUGCCGGCUACUCUUCUGGGGUUCAAGACCUCAACGUCUUCUAUGAGGUGGGUUGAAAGUGGCUUUCCGCAGGCUCGCUUCCGUGUGCGCUUCUAACUGAAAGGAAAUAGUCCGGUGACCUGGCAUGGAUCAUGGUCUGCGCAGCUCUUGUGCUGCUCAUGAUCCCCGGUGUCGGUUUCUUCUACUCAGGCCUUGCUCGCCGGAAGUCAGCGCUGUCCUUGAUAUUGAUGUCGAUGAUAUGCGUCGGAGUGGUGGGCUUCCAAUGGUUCUUCUGGGGUUACACGUUGACCUUCUCCCACACCGGCUCCGUCUUCCUUGGUGACAUGUCCAACUUUGGCCUCAAGGAUGUCGUCGCUCAACCCUCCGUGGGUUCCAGCAAGAUUCCGGACAUUCUCUUUUGCUUGUACCAGGGCAUGUUCGCUGCUAUUACGUGAGUCCCACCUCCUGAUUCAAGGAUGAAAGAUAAGCCGU
Messenger RNA from Colletotrichum navitas, 535 nucleotides. Its product is annotated as ammonium transporter AmtB-like domain-containing protein. Gene Ontology annotation, molecular function: ammonium channel activity. The record is from RefSeq and is a predicted model, not a curated record. Bases 196 to 498 code for a protein of 100 amino acids. Lineage: Eukaryota; Fungi; Ascomycota; Sordariomycetes; Glomerellales; Glomerellaceae. The transcript has a single exon. Gene Ontology annotation, cellular component: plasma membrane. Gene Ontology annotation, biological process: ammonium transmembrane transport.